AUGAAUUUUUUAUCCUCUAAUAAAAACAAUAUAAGUACGAAAUCUGAAGUAAUAGCAAAGGUAAAGGUUGAUAAUAAGAGUAAUAAUAAUGAGAAUUAUAUAAAUGAGGAGGUUGAAAGUAUGAGAUAUAAUAAUUAUAACAUUAAUAGUAUGAAUCAUAGUAAUAGUAACCAUAUGAAUAAUAAUGUGAGUAAUAAUAUAAAUAAUAAUGUGAAUAAUAAUAUGAAUCAACAUGUUAUGAAUAACCAAAAUAUUAAUCAUAAUAACAGUUUAAAUUUUAUAAUCGAUGAUAAUAAUAUAAAUAAUCAUAAUGAUAUUGACAAGAGGUCUGAAAUAUAUUAUUCAAAUAAAGCUUACGAUCCGCAAUAUUUAUAUAAUAGUAAUAAACUUUCAAGUAAUAUAAAAAUAACAAGAAAUCAUACCUCAGCUCAUCGAAUGAUAUCUCCACGUAGAGAAUCGAUAAAUUUAUUUUCAUCCAAAAUAAAUAGGACUUCUAAUAUCUACAGAAAUUAUGAUGAUAAGUUAUCAUAUGCAUCAUUAUAUGCUUCAAAUAAUAGAAAAAAGAAUACUUUAGAUAAAAUAUCCAUUCCUGAAUCUAAUGAUAGUUUUAAAACACAAACAAAUUCACAAAUUGUUGAACAGUCUAUUGAAUUAUUAAAACAUUUGAUGAAUCAGGAUCGACGUAGUAUUUCUUCCGUACAUGAAAGUGAAAGGAAAAAUAAACUGAUGUAUAAAUUGAUUGAUAAUAUGAAAAGAUAUGGAGAUAAAAAUGAACCUUCUCACAUUAACAAUAAUAAUAAUAAUGAAGAAUAUAAUAACUCUAUAGAUUUGUAUAAAAAAAAAAUUGAUAUGUUAAAUUUAAAAUUCCUUAAAUUAAAAAAUGAAUAUACUCAUGCAAAUAAUGAAAAUAUUAUUUUAAAAAAACAAAUAAAAUGUAUGAAAGAUAAUUAUCAUAUAUUAAAUCCGAAAAGUUCAACUGUUUCUUUUUCGAGAGACGUUUCACAACCACUUCAAAAAGAUGAACAUAAGGAUUAUCACCAACACCAUUUAGGUACAUCAAAUGAAUUUUCGAAGGUUAAACAUAAUAAUGAUAUACAUGAUGUUAAAAUUAAUAAUAAAUCCAUGAGUCAUAAUCAUAAUAAUAUGUUAAUAUCAUCAUCAUUAACAUCUCCACUUUCUGGUAAUACAAAAAAUAUAUCGAAUGAAGCAGGAAAUGAUUAUUAUUCACAAAUACUUAUAGACUCUUUAGAAAAUAAUAACAACAGCAAUAAUAAUAACAACAACAACAAUAAUAAUAAUAAUAAUAAUAGGAGAAAAACGUAUACGUCAUCUGUUCAUUUAAAUAGAGCGUCUAAUAAUACAUUUUUACCAACAAGUAAUAAGGUAGACGAAAAUUAUAUGAACCAAAUCAGGGAAGAAAUAAAAUUAGAAUUGACACAAGAAAUAACAAAUAAGUUAGAAAAAAAAUAUAAAGAAAAAUUAGACGAAUUAAAAAAAAAAAUGGAAGGUGGGGUAAAACUUCCAUCCUCCAAUGAAUUAAUAAAAAAUAAAAAUACUUCAGAAAAUUUAUUUAUGUAUCAAAAAGGAAAAAAGGAAAUGAAAUUUUCGAUUGAUAAUCUUUUUAGUAAUAUACAAAAAGAAGUAGAAGAACAAAUUAAUGAUAUAAUAAAUGAUUAUAAAAAUAAAUUUACAGAAAAUUUCAAAGAUUUUUUAAAUAAUAACAAUCAUCAGAAACAGAAUGACGAACAAGAACAUCUUCCUAAGGAUGAAAAUGGAAAAGAGGAAGACAACAUCUUGCCUGGUGAAUUUUUUAAUGAGAAAAUUAAUGAAUGUUUAAAUCUGCUUGACAAAAUUGCCCAAGGAAAUAAAGAACAAGAUAUAAAAAAAGCCGAAGAAUCCAAAAAUGAAACAAUAAAUAUAAUUAAUGCACUGAAUACAAUAAAUGAAGAUAUGAAUAAUAUAGAUGAUUUAAUAUAUAAUAUUAAUGCUACUAUUAAUGAAAAUAACAUUCUAAACAAUGAAGAGAAUGAUUAUCCACAAGAAUUAAACAUUUUAAAAAAAAGGGGUUCCAAGAGUAUAGAAUCUGUAGCAUCAGAAAAUUUUGAAGAAUGGAAAAAAAACGAAGAACAAUAUCCAACCAACAUUAUUAAAGAACAUAAAUUAUUUUUUCAAGUUAUGGAAACAAAUGAACAAGAAUAUGUAGACGAACGAUCUGCUAAUUAUAGUUUAAAAAAUGUGACUGAUAAUGUGCAUAAUAAUAAUAAUAAUAAUAAUUUUAAUAAGGAUUGUAAUAAAGAUUCGAUUUAUAAUAAUGAUCAAUUAAAUAAUCCAUUUAUAGGUGAAAAUAUACAAAAUGUGAAGGAAAAGUUUAAAAUGGAUAAUGUAGUAGAUGAUAAAAAAAACUUCGAAGAGGAAACGAAUUAUGAUAUACAUAAGAAGAAUAAUAUAAAUGAAAAUAAGGAAUUAAAAAUUGAUGAAUUGAAUAUGAACUUAUCCAUAAAUGACGAAGAUAUGCAUGUUAGGGGAUUGGACAAAGGAUAUGGUGAUGAUAACAAAAUAGGUGAUGAUAACAAAAUAGGUGAUGAUAACAAAAUAGGUGAUGAUAACAACAUAUGUGAUGAUAACAACAUAUGUGAUGAUAACAACAUAUGUGAUGAUAACAAAAUAGGUGAUGAUAACAAAAUAGGUGAUGAUAAUAAAAUAUGUGAUGAUAAUAAAAGACAUGAUGGUGAUAUAUUAAAUUAUAAUGAAGAGGAUUAUGGACCCCCUGUUGGGAUAGAUGAAAAUAAUGAGAAUGAAAAAGACAAAAAGAAAAGUAAAUGGAAAAGUUUAUUUUCAAGUAAAAAAACAAAGAAGAAAAAUUUAAGCGAUAAUUUUGGUAAUGAUACAGAAUUAUGGGCGAAAAGUGAAAAUUAUAAUAAUGAUAAUAAUAAUAAUAAUAAUAAUAAUGUUAAUUAUUUUAAUAACGAUCUUAUGGAUAAUGUUAAUAUCGAUAAUGCUUAUAAUAUUAAUAAUAAUUAUAACAGCGAAUAUAAAAAUAAUCCUUUUGAUAACGAGCAUGGAACCAAUUUUUAUAAUAAUAUGAAUAAUGUAUCAACGAAUAUACAUAUUGAAAAGGGUGAAAUGAACUUAAUUAGAAGCGAUAUAAAUAAUAAUGAAAAUGUAGAAAAAGAUAAACUUAAUUAUGAAUAUCCAAAUAAUGUUUUUAAACAUUGUACAGAAAAAUUAUCAACUAAUGUUCAUAAUAAAACUACCUCAUUUGAACUUGAUCAUAAUGGGAAUAAUUAUUAUAAUGAUAAUAAGAACACACAAAAUAAUAUUAAUAAUUAUAAUAAUGUAGAUUCAAAUAUAAAUACAUAUAAUAAUGGAUAUAAUAAUUCAUACAAUAAUAAUAGUCCUUUUAAUUAUGAAAAUAAUAAUGAAAAGACAGAACGAAAUUUUAUGAAUUCAUCUAUUUAUUCGUAUAAUGCAAAUAUGAAUAAUUCAGAAGGUCAUAAUGAGGUUAGUUCUUCCACAGCAAUAUACAAUAACAUAAAUAAUAUGAAUGUACAUAUGAAAAGAAAUAAUUCGGUACAUAUAAAUAACCAGGUUAUGUUUAAUGAAUAUGAGCAAAUGAAUGUGGAAAAUGCAAAUUUCAGUUCACAAAAUGGGGAAAAUAAUUUGAACUUUUAUAAUAAUAAUAAUAAUAAUAAUAGAAGUUAUACAAAUUAUACAAACAAUAUGAAUGACGAAAUAAAUAAUCAGUAUAAUUUAUUUUACAAUAUUAAUAAUGAAAAUAACAACAACAAUAAUAAUAAUAAUAAUUAUUAUUACAAUAAUAAUUACAAUAAUAAUAAUAAUAUCAAUAUUCAAAAUGAAUACAAUCAUAUACGUUUUGAUGAUAAUUCAUCUUCACAUAUGACCCAACACCCAUAUAGUAAAACCUCAAAUAUUAUGAGAAUAAAUACAACGGCAUUAAAUACAAGUAAAAAUUAUACAACCGAUUUAUAUCAAACAAAUAAAAGUAGAUUAUCAACAAAAAGUGAAAUACACUAUAAUUCAUUGAAAUCUCAAAAAAAGAAAAACCUUGAAGACCUUUUUUCAUAA
Messenger RNA from Plasmodium falciparum 3D7, 4086 nucleotides. RefSeq lists its product as uncharacterized. The record is from RefSeq and is a predicted model, not a curated record. NCBI's taxonomy places the organism in Eukaryota, Apicomplexa, Aconoidasida, Haemosporida, Plasmodiidae.